This is a messenger RNA of Cannabis sativa, 2594 nucleotides long. RefSeq names its product oligopeptide transporter 1. Bases 191 to 2443 code for a protein of 750 amino acids. The transcript has 7 exons. Gene Ontology annotation, molecular function: oligopeptide transmembrane transporter activity. The record is from RefSeq and is a predicted model, not a curated record. Gene Ontology annotation, biological process: transmembrane transport. Lineage: Eukaryota; Viridiplantae; Streptophyta; Magnoliopsida; Rosales; Cannabaceae.
CUGUUGCGUACUAAGAAAAAAAAAAAACCAUUAGAGCUGUCUUCCUUCUUCAAUUUUCUCUCUCAUUUAUAUAUAGCCAUAUAUAUACAAACAUGACAACUGUAUAGAUCUAUAUAUAUAUAAACAUACUACACAACAUUUGUUUAAGGAGAGGAGAAAAGGGAUCAAUUUCUCAGAAUCUGAGAAAAAGAUGACAGGUUACGUCGAUGAAGAAUCAGCGACAAAGUCUCAUUCUCACAUCGACGUAACUGGUGUAGAAGAUGAAGGAAUAGAAGAAAGCCCAAUUGAACAAGUUAGGCUUACAGUUUCAACUGAUGAUGAUCCUUCUUUACCUGCUUUGACAUUCAGAACAUGGUUUCUUGGCAUAUUAUCAUGUGUUCUUCUUGCUUUUGUUAAUCAAUUUUUCGGGUAUCGACAGAAUCAGCUCUAUGUUUCAUCUGUUUCUGCUCAGAUUCUUGUUUUGCCAAUUGGCAAGUUAAUGGCUGCAACUCUACCGAAAAAGGCGGUGUCUUUACCGUUCACCGGUUGGACAUUUUCGCUUAAUCCCGGGCCAUUUAAUCUUAAGGAGCAUGUGCUUAUUACUAUCUUUGCUAAUUCUGGUGCUAAUGGUGUUUAUGCUGUUAGUAUUAUUACAAUUGUUAAGGCUUUUUAUAGAAGGAGUCUUCAUCCUCUUGCUGCUUUUCUUCUCUCCCAAACAACUCAGAUGCUUGGUUAUGGUUGGGCUGGUUUGUUUAGAAGAUAUCUUGUUGAUUCUCCAUACAUGUGGUGGCCUGCAAACCUUGUUCAAGUCUCUCUUUUUAGGGCAUUGCAUGAAAAGGAAAAGAGGCCUAAAGGAGGACACACAAGGCUACAAUUCUUCUUCUUGGUUUUCAUAUCAAGUUUUGCAUAUUACACAAUUCCAGCCUAUCUUUUCCCUUCAAUAGCUUACAUCUCCUUUGUUUGUUUGAUAUGGAAGAAUUCUGUGACCGCGCAACAGAUUGGUUCGGGGAUCAAAGGGCUCGGUGUUGGCUCGUUCGGCCUUGAUUGGUCGACGGUUGCAGGGUUUCUUGGAAGCCCUUUAGCCACACCGGGUUUCGCCAUCAUUAACAUCUUAGUUGGAUUUUUCUUGUUUGUUUAUGUUGUUAAUCCCAUUGCUUAUUGGUCUAAUUGGUAUGAAGCAAAGAGGUUCCCAAUCUUUUCAUCUCAUACAUUUGACUCAACUGGUCAACCUUUCAACAUUUCAAGAAUUUUGAAUGAGAAAAAUUUCACCAUUGAUCUUGAUUCUUACAACAGUUAUAGCAAACUCUAUUUGAGUGUGUUCUUUGCACUAAGUUAUGGCUUGAGUUUUGCUACUUUAAUGGCUACAAUCUCACAUGUUGCUCUCUUCCAUGGAAAAACAAUUUGGACAAUGUGGAGUAAAACCAAAGCUGAGAAAUCUAAAAAAGCUACUGAUAUACAUUCAAGAUUGAUGCAGAACUAUGCUGCUGUACCAGAUUGGUGGUUCUAUUCAAUUUUGAUUAGUACAUUUGCUCUUUCAAUUUUUGCUUGUGAAGGUUUUGGUAAACAACUUCAACUACCUUGGUGGGGUCUUUUAAUGGCUUGUGGUAUUGCAUUUUUCUUCACUUUACCAAUUGGGAUUAUUCAAGCCACAACAAACAUGCAACCAGGGCUUAAUGUCAUUACAGAGUUAAUCAUUGGUUACAUUUACCCUGGAAAACCUUUAGCCAAUGUGGCCUUUAAAACCUAUGGCUAUAUAAGUAUGACACAAGCUCUUAUGUUCCUUGGUGAUUUCAAAUUAGGGCAUUACAUGAAAAUCCCACCGAAAUCGAUGUUCCUUGUUCAGCUAGUUGGGACGGUGAUAGGCUCGAGUGUCUACUUUGCCACGGCAUGGUGGUUACUCUCAACCGUCGAUCACAUUUGCGAUACAAAUUUUUUACCCGAAGGGAGUCCUUGGACAUGUCCCGGUGAUGAUGUUUUCUACAGCGCCUCAAUCAUUUGGGGCGUUGUAGGACCCUUAAGAAUGUUCACCAAACAAGGGGUUUACCCCGAAAUGAAUUGGUUUUUUCUCAUUGGAUUACUAGCGCCCGUCCCAGUGUGGCUCUUAUCGAGAAAAUACCCGAACAAGAAGUGGAUUCUUCUCAUCAACAUGCCAAUCAUACUCGGGGCAACGGGGUCUAUGCCACCUGCCCGAGCUGCAAACUACAUAACAUGGGGAGCUGUUGGGAUUUUCUUCAAUUUCUAUAUCUACAAAAGGUAUAAAGGUUGGUGGGCAAGACAUAACUAUAUCUUAUCAGCUGCACUUGAUGCUGGGGUUGCUUUUAUGGGAAUACUUCUUUACUUUUCACUUCAAACCUAUGAUGUUUUUGGCCCAAGUUGGUGGGGUUUGGAGUCUGAUGAUCAUUGUCCUUUGGCUAAGUGUCCAACUGCUCCUGGUGUUGUUGUAGAUGGUUGUCCUGUUUUCUGAUCUCAAUUACUACUUCAAUCAUUAAAUUGUGUGUGUGUUUUUUUUAUUCUUUUUAAGUUUGUACAGUUUUUUUUUUUAAGUUAUUUAUUGUUAUUUUAUGGUUGUUAAUGGUGUUUAAGAUGAUUGUGUAAUGAAGAUGUGCAUUUGUUUA